AGAGCCCAUCUAUACCUUUUGUAACAGGACACUUUGGCCGCCGCACCUAGCUGACUGUACCUCAGGCUUUUCUACCACGGCUACAAAACAACCUAGUCGUCCGAAGCACCCGAGCUUCAGGGAAGACAAACCAAGCUGACAAAUAAAUCAAGAUGGCUGGACGAUUCUCCCAGGAUCAGCUGAAGCAGUACAAGGCGGUUUUCGAGGCUUUCGAUAAGAACAAGGACGGCGUGAUCAACGCGGAGGAGUUGGAAACGGCACUCAAGCAGCUCGGCCAGGCCCCGACAAAGGAAAUGGUUCGGGCCAUGAUCAAGGCGGCUGAUAAGGAUGACAGUGGCACUCUGAACUUCGACGAGUUCCUGGGGAUGGUGUACCAGGUCAUGUCCAACCAGCCGGCCGAGGAGACGCUUCGUGAAGCCUUCAGAACCUUCGAUAGGGAUGGCAAUGGCUACAUUGAUCCCCAGGAACUGAAAGCAGCCAUGGCCAGCAUGGGACAGCGGAUGACUGAUGCUGAAAUCGAUGAGAUGAUCCAGGCUGCCGACAAAGACGGCGAUGGCCGGGUCAACUACGAGGAAUUCAUCAACAUCCUCCGUCCCAAGGCUUAAAGAAAGCGACAAAGCAUAGGGAUAUACCGUGGCCUCCGAACCAGCUAUCCCAGGGUUCCUUGCGUGUGCGCGAAUGUGAUGUCGGCCAUCUUGGUUUCCUUGUAGAAGCUAGAACAUACAGAGAUGGGAAUAGUCGGUGAAUAGCUUACAGUGGAGAAGAGCAAGAAUGGGACCUAAGACAAUCCAGGUUAAAUGUACAAGCACAAAGUAGACGGUACAUGAUUUUCUCAUGCAACAAACCGAAUUAGAACAGAAACAUCCUAUCUUAGCAGGUAGCUAAAUACAUCAUAUCCUUACAUAAGGAAUGAUAGUGGUGCUCUAUAUAAUUCAUUAGAAGUAUAAUCCUAAAAUGUGCUCGUAUGAAAAGAUGGUUUGUAGAAAUGGCAAUGGUAAAUAUGACAACUUUGGAGUGAGAUGGAAACUAAGAUGGCGGCCACAUAAAAAAUCGGCAAAUCCUAUCCGGUGACAGUCUAGCGUCUUAUUCUUUCUUCCUUGACGUAGGGUUGGUGCCAGACAGUAGAUCGGCAAAUUAACGGUGCUCGCGUAGACGACUAACUCGUAACUGUAAAUGGUUCAUUAUAUGGGGCCAGGAAAGGGGAUGUUUGAAACAUGCUUGAGUCAGGAAGAAAGGGUAACGCCUAUACCUUGCAUGUAAAAUUGCUCUGCCGUAAUAUGUAUUUAAAAGAAAAAUAUAAAUGUGCUAACCUUAGGUAUGUCGUGUUGUGGUAAACUGAGUUGCAUUUUCUAACGUUCAUUCUGUCUGUCUGUCUGUCUGUCGAAUAACGUUUAUGAAGCAUGCUGUAGAAAUAAUGGUCACUCCCGAGUUGCAAUUUACGUUCCACAUAUGCACAGUAUAACGACGUCUGCAUGGAAGUCUGCUAUAUAACACGGACAAUGGGAGCGUUCUUCCUCUAUAGCAACUCUUCUGAUACAUCAUUUAGUCACGAAUGAACUUUGCUGCUAACAUGUAUGCAUGACAACAUUCAGAAUCCUUCUUUUAUCAUACGUCGUCUUGCUCAUAUAUCUGUGUAGCCCUACAUUGAGUGAGUUGGGUGAGUUGUAGCUAGCUGUUGUUGUAAGUGUUGAAGCAAUAAUGUCUGUCGAUACCCUGUCCUCGUGUUUGUGAGUAGCGGUAUGUAGAAUGAUUGGCCCUUCAGCGGGUAGCUAUAUUGAAAUCUCGUCUGCUUUUUUGCAAAGAAAAAACUACAUUAUACUCCCGCCAUGCUUUGCAGCAAUAACUUCGCGCGCAAGGGACUCUGGGAAUCUUGUCGCUAUGGCCAUGGGUCCAACUUAGCCUAUCUUUAACAUAUGUUUACAAUAUUUACAAGAAUUUUAUACGGAAACAUAGCAAUAUACAAUCUCUGGCAUUUAUGACGUGACGGCUAGACAUCUAAGUUAGCGGCCAGUUUAAGUAGGAAACGACGUAAGGUUAAAGUAGAGUAGUUGUAGAAGCUAAAGUCCAUGAACAAAGAAAACGUGAGAUAUUGUAAUGAUCAUCGGUGUUGAGUUGCCCUCAGCAAAGCUUUCCCUUGUUUGAGGCCUCUGUGAAUCGAUCUGAUCAGAAAAUAAACGACAGUUUUGAUCUAUGAA
Molecule: messenger RNA, 2195 nt
Organism: Branchiostoma belcheri (Belcher's lancelet)
Lineage: Eukaryota; Metazoa; Chordata; Leptocardii; Amphioxiformes; Branchiostomatidae
Product: calmodulin-like
Exons: 5
Coding region: 153-605 (150 amino acids)
Molecular function (GO): calcium ion binding; enzyme regulator activity
Source: RefSeq, a predicted model, not a curated record